CCGUUUCAGUUCAUUCAUCGCUUUGGUAGUUGUCGAGUGUGUACUUAGGUCGGGUCCGCUUUUCCGUCACGACGAAGUCCGUUUUUCGCUGCAAAAGCCAAGUCCGUGUUUUUUACCGAUUUCCGAAAAAAAAGUAAAUAACAUCUAAGCAAACAAUUGUUCGACGUUUCGAGCACUGUUUCGUAGUGUGUUUUUACCCCUCGCAAGGCUACACGGCUAGGCUGCGGUAUAGUAUACGGGUACGGUACACGGUUACCGCGGCUGGUUUGUUAUAUUAGCUGGUGCUUCUGUGUGUGCGGGUCGCCCAGGACAUUAUUUAGCCACAAUAAUAGUCCGUUGCGUUUGGUAGAGUGUUAACGGUAGCGGUAGCAAUUUUCCCGUUUGUGCUGAAAGUGUGUUUGCAAUCGUUCGUUCAAUCGUUCGACGGCGUGCUGAAAAGUGUGUUUGAAAAGAAGUGUUUCUGCCAGUAGAGAAAGAGAGCAAAAAUUAAAGCAAAUCAAUCCCAAGCUGUCGAUCGUUUCUCGACCCAUCAACCCGACCGAUCGUGUGAAGUGUUUCUGCUCGUGUGCGAUUGAUUCAUUGUUGUUUCAUCACAUCCUUCCCGGUGUCUGUGCGACAGUGCUGUUGCGUGAGUUGCGGUUUUUGUGUGUGGUGUAGUGAGUAGAGUUAGUCGGAAAAAUUAAAAUAAUAUCGUCGCAUAUAUAAUAAUACCCAAAAAGCAAAGCAAAUAAUUAAAAGCAACCGUGUGUGCCACAAUUUUUCCGUCGAGGUAAAAGCCUGAGUUGUGAGUAAAAGUCCGCAAAAGGCAAGGAAAAAGUUUACAGCUCGGUUCGGUACGGUUGUGCAGGUCGUUGCGCGAAUUAAUUCCCCGUGCUAGAUAUCCUUCAAGCUUCAGCCGCCCGCGUCGAGACCGUGUUUUCUUCUGCCGAGCAGUCGUAAAUUACAGCACCGUAGCAAAACAACCCCAUUUUCGCGCGCGCAAACGAGAUGGAGCACCAGAAUCAGGAUCUCGGUGUGCACCCGGGCAACAAUCAGGCGGAGGUGCCGAACGAUCCAGGAAAAAUGUUCAUCGGCGGUCUCAGUUGGCAAACAAGUCCAGAAAGCUUGAGAGACUACUUUAGCAAAUUUGGAGAAAUUACAGAAGUAAUGGUUAUGAAAGAUCCCACCACAAGACGAUCGAGCUCGUCUGCGAUGGGAUUGGCUGAUUCCUCGGCUCCUCUGUAUUCGCGACCAAGGGGUUUCGGCUUCAUCACAUUCGGCGAUCCUGCCAGCGUAGACAAAGUGUUAGCACAUGGUACCCAUGAAUUAGAUGGCAAAAAGAUCGAUCCCAAAGUAGCAUUUCCAAGGAGGGCACAUCCAAAGAUGGUGACGAGAACGAAGAAAAUUUUCGUGGGCGGGCUUUCAGCGCCAACCACGCUGGAGGACGUUAAAAGCUACUUCGAACAAUUUGGACCGAUUGAAGAUGCGAUGCUAAUGUUCGACAAACAAACCAACCGGCACAGAGGCUUCGGAUUUGUCACAUUUCAGAGUGAAGAUGUAGUGGACAAAGUUUGCGAAAUUCACUUCCAUGAAAUCAAUAACAAAAUGGUCGAAUGUAAAAAAGCACAGCCCAAAGAAGUGAUGCUUCCAGCGAAUCUGGCCAAAACGCGCACCGCCGGGCGUGGGACAUACGAUUUUAUGUGGUCGCUGGGGACAUUACCUGAUGGUUUCCCCGCUGCCGCGUACGCUGCGUACGCAGCCGGCCGUGGCUUUUCCGGCUACCCGAGCUUUGGACUACCGUACCCAACAGUUGACAUCACCAAUGGACAGUUGACACCGAACAACAACACACCGUUACUGACGCAGGCUCUUUCGGUGAUGAACAAUUACCAGGCCGCUGCUGCGGCCGCCGCGCAAGGCUUCGGUCCGCCAGCGUCCCCGCACACCACCACCACCCGGACCGCCGCCGGCUUCCCGAACGCGAACUCGCCCGGACCGACGAUCGACAUGUACAGCUCGAGCGCGGCGGACAGCGUCGGUUACGUUCAAGCCACCAGCCCGCAACCAUCCGGCUUCCCAGCGAUUGCCGUCAGUCGUGCUCCGCUAAAUUACAGCCCGGGCCAACUAAUUCCAGCGGCAUUCACCAACGGCUACCAUUGAAACAAACUAAGCAAUAUUUGAUCACCAUCGCUAGUACUUUGGACUGGAGUUUGACAGACGAGCAGCUGCUUGUGCGCGUGAAUUUGCUGACUAAAACGGACAAGUGGAACCCGAAAAACUGUGGAGCAAGGUUGAAGAAGAUACAGAUAAGAACCAACAACACAUACACACACAUACAGCCAGAAAUUAUGAACCGUUUUGUCACAACAGUUGGUGCAAUACAGCAGCAGCAGCAGCAGCAGCAGCAGCAGCACCGCUUCUCGUCAUCAUUAUUAUCAUCAGCAACAUCACUAACCAGCCCAAACUGCAGAAUGGUCUGCGCACAGGAAGCGGAUGGUCGGAAGGCAGGUUUAUAUGGCGAUUAAUGGUUCAGAGAAAUUGGAAAUGGUAUGGUUUUUUUUAUUAGAAAAUAAUUUCACUAUUAUAGGAGUAAACUGGGAUUUGGUUUUGGUAUUUUAAAAAAAUAUGCCAAAACGCUGUUAAAAUAAUAAUGAGUUGAGAGAAAAUUGGUUUGUUUGAAGCAAACUGCUUCGAGUUUGUUUAGCGUAAAUGAAAGUAAUUGAAAUGUUGCCGUGAGUGGCUAUCAAAAUUGGCUAUACUUUCCAACCGGGAAAGGUGGAUUAAUGAAAUUGGCUCAAAAGCCUCAUAAGCAAUCAAAUUUUCACUGUAUGAGAACAUUUUUUCCCAUAACGUUCUUAUACAGAGUAGAAUAAAGCACACACACACGUCUGCCUAACUUCCUGUUAAUUUACCAAGUAUCCUCAGAAAGGCCACUAGCCACAGCUUUGUUUGUGGUGGAUAGUUGUCAAUUGCAACGUAAUUAUAACAUUGUUUGUAUUGCUUGUGUGGCAACCAGAACGGGCCCACACUUUUCCCACAGUUUCCGCCGCAGUGGUUGGCAUUAAGAGAAAAUACAACAAUAACAAAAAAACAUCAUCAUCGGCUUACAGUGUGUGUGUGUGUGUGCAGAUGUAUCGUUGUAGUGUUUCGUUUUGUUCACAAUUCGCUUUUAAAGCAAACCCUUUAUUGUACACUAUAACCAUUACACUGGUGUUGCCGUUGCUGCUGCAUCACAACGGCUGACGUUGAUGUGGUUUGUGUGUUGUUGUGCUUGUGGCGGCCUCUGCUCUUCGAAGGGGAAGCAUCGCUUACCCAUUUUCGCAAGAUGCGAAGUCUACCAAGUUGUCUAGAAACGUGGCGGAAAGGGAUGUGAGAUAAGAUAAAAAAGUGGCGGGGUGGCGGUAACAAUCUAACGUUAAUAGAACCAGCCCCCCAACGGGUGUUUAAGGCAGUCAAAUUUCACGAGCAGCCAAGCGCAAGGCAAAUGGUAUAUUAUGAACAAAAGGAAGCGAGGCAGAAUAAUGGAAAAAGUUGCAAAUGCAAAAAAUUAUUAACAAACAAAUCAACCCUCAACACACACUCACACACGUUGCUGUCGCGAAAAGCAAACCACGUGCUGUGUGGAAGGGUGAAAAUAAGCGUUAUACACACAGACACACAGACACACAGACACACACACCAAACACAUCCAACUCGAUAUACUAAAACAAAAAUGAGCAUACAAACUACACUUUAACACACCUAAACACACACACACAUAUUAAUGUUAAGCGAAACUAAACAUGAUUGUUUAAACCUAUGAGCUAAACGAAACAAAAAUCAACACGAUUUGUUUUGCAAAAAGAACAAACAAAAAAAAACAUGGAAGGUAGAGGGAGAAGGAGAGAUGAGAACAGCAAAAAAACCCAAUUUGUUAUUACGAAUAAUUACUAUUUACUUAAUGUCUUUUUGAAUUUAAGCCAAUUUAAAAAGCAAAUACUUAGCUAAAUGAAAACAAAAGCAACCAAAAAAAAAAAACAAAACAAAACACAAAAAAUACUACCCCCGAAAAAUAAAAAAUCUUACAUGCAAUCUAUAAAUGAAAAGCGUGCAUGAAAACGCGUGGGCGGGUGGUUGGGGAGGAGAAACUCUAACAAAAGAACCAAAAAUUUACCAUUCUCUUAACGAAGAAAAGAACGUUGCAAAACAUAGUAAACGCCCUCCUUGACAUUCAUUUCAUACAUACGGAAAACCACACACACACACACACACACACACACACUCACAUCACAGCCUCUGACCGUACACAGACAAACUAUAGAUAGAAAUGGGAAGGGGAGGAGAAGAGUGUAUGGGAGGAGUGGAAAGCAUGGUGGGGGAGCACGGGGCGAUGGGAUUGUGUGGGGGGCCCUGCAGCCGUGCAUCCUUUCCCUGCGAUGCACUAGGCAGCACAGGAUGAAGCGUUGCACGUGGGGAGGAGUGAACCACCAACACCGCAACAACGCGCCUGCCAUUGUUUCCCCCCCCCCCCCCCCCGCAAUGCAUUGUACAGACCACACUGCAAGUGUGCAUGUAGUGAGGCUGAUGUGUGACACACACACAACUUUCCAGCUGACACAAUUAGAGGAAGAAAAAACAAACCAUUUAAGCAAAACAAACACACUCGUGAUCAUCCUCCUCCUCCCUUUAUGAUAGUAAAAGUAUGCAACACAUUCGACGCAUAACGAUCAACACCAGAACCCACACACACACACAUAGACACACACACACACACACACUCUAUCAAUUAUGGAACAAUUAUUACGUUUGCUACAAGCAUAUUUAACGAUUUAAUGUAACUUUUUUUACAACGGUAAUAGCAGCAGGUAAAAGAUGGUACGCUAGUGGUCUUAGGUAUAAAAAUAUAUAAAUAUAUAAAUAUAUAUUAUAUAUAUUUAUGGAAGACAGAAUCGAGGGACGGGGGGGAGGGGGGGAGGGCAUGAGGAACACGAUUGAAACAACCACACACUACAAAACAAACCCCCCGACAAAGCAGUGAAGGAAGGUAAAACACUUUCUGGCGGGUGCGUAACCGUAGUGCGCGUUAACGUUGCGUACAACGGCAGCGGUAUGAAUUGCUGUGCUGUUUUUUCUUUCUUUCCUUCUGCUGCGAAAGCAACGCAUACACCGUUAUGCGCUACGUAUUUGUGGGGAAAUGUAUGCAGUUCGGCCACUUUUAAUAUUCAUCGUUACUUUUUACUGUUUCCUUGUCGUUUUAUAUUCCUGUUUGCUAUUUCGGUUCUCAAAGCACACGGCGCCACGCGGUGAAGCAAAGGAGCAAACAACAAACAAACAAACAAACAAACAAAAUAUACACAAUGCUGAAAAUGCCCCACAAAACACACACACACACAAACAACACUCACAAAACACAGAACAUAAUAGAGAAACCGAGCGGCGCGCAGGCAAAGAAAGGAAACAAUUUAUUAUAGUAAUUGAAAUUUUUCCUCCCCAAACAGAAGUAAAGAAAUAAAAAAAAAAGAAGCACGGCAAGUCGGAAAAAGAUUGAUGUUUGUAUGAAAUAGAUAUGGAGAAAAAUAUUAAGUAACAAAAAAACGGAAAACAAAAAGAAGGAAACCCUGAACGCUGGUGAUGAUGGAAGGUGAAAACGCAAUAAUUGUUAUAUUAGUACGAUGAUGAGCGGCAGCAGUCUUCGUAGGAGGAAGCUGGCAGGAGGAAAGUAGCGGCGCAGACAGCAGACGCUUAUGCGACGGAGCUAAUGAAAGAAGAAGUGCGCUGAAUGUGGCGCUAGCGAAGGGGGUGGUACAGGGGAGGUUUUUGGGGGGGGCCCUGGUGGCACCAGCUAAUUAAUUAAAAUAAAUGACAAUGACAGCAGCAGCAAAGUCGGAUGGGAGAGGUGCGUACCGCUUCUAAAUUACGGCUCCUCGGCCGGGGUACCUCGUUCUGUGUAAACGUCCCAUUUCAAUAGUUACACAUACGUGCACACAUACUCUCACACACACACACACACACACACUAAUGCACAAGCGCGUGCAAGUAGGAUUGGUGGGUGGACAAACGCGAAAAAAAACAGAAAUCAAUUAACAAACCACAGAGAAAACACAGAGAGCGGGGCGGAUGGUGGCGCAUUGUAUUCGGUGUCACUGUUCACUGUUUGGCCAUUCGGCGCGGAUGUGCACUAAUAGCCUAUACAUUUAAAUAUUGAAAGUAAACAAUUCAUAUACAAUAACAAUGCAACGUUUAACGGUCACAUCUUCAUCAAAUUCUUGCCCUUGCUUUUUUCCCGCAUAGAACAAACAUUCGGGGCAAACUUGUGGAAAAUUGCAUCCUUUUUACAAAGCAAUGUGUGUGUGUGUCUGCGUGUGUGUAUGUUUGUGUGCAGUUUUGAAGAGCGGGAGCGUUUGGAGCAAUUUUACACUCUUACCGCAAACAAGGUAAUAGUUUGCACUCUGUCAUUACUCACUCAACCAUCACAAGCAUGAUAAUAAACCAAACCAAAAAAAAAAAAAAAAAGAAACGUUAUCAGCAAAUAUUCACCCUCCCCUCCCAAACAAACAAACAAAAAAAAACUUCACAUAAACAAUUUCACAUAACUUUAAGGGAACUCUUACUACAAAAUACCACACAAACUCACACGAUUCAAUUCAUCAAAAACUCAAAAGCAAAUUAAUGAACGAAUAACGAAAACAAAACGACGUGAGGAGAAGAAUGAAAACAACACACACACACACAAAAAACAACAAUGGGAAACAGCAUAUUUAGCAUCAUUCGAAAGGAACAGCAGUGGCGGCAGACAAAAGAGAAGACAGAAAAUCACACUUGUAAAAUAUUAUAAAUAUAUAACUAUGUCGAGAUUGAUGCAGAUGCAGGAGCAGAUAAAAGCGCAUUAAAACAGAGCGAUGCCGGCAAAAAAAAAGGGGAAGCAAAAGAAAUGAACUCACGGCAGCACAUAUAGGCUAAAGAUGUGGACAGCAGCUCCAGUGCAGCAAACAGUAGGUACAUAGAGGUGAAAAAUGAAGCAAAACAAAAAACUGGAGCAAUUCCGCGGGAUAGAUUGAUAACAUAACAAACUCAAACCUAAAACCCGAUCACAGAUGAAUUAAUGAACGUGAAGGUUGAUAGAAAAAAAAGCAGCAAAAACAACAACAACAACAGGACAACAAUUAGCAACAGAAACAGCAACAGCAGGCAAGGAGAGAACAAAAGAAAAAUACACCCAAAAAAUAAACACAAGCAGAACCAGAACCACAUGCAGUGCGCAGCAGCAGGAAGACGCAAGGAAGAACAAAUCUUAGUUAAAUAUAAAUUAUAUUAAAAUUUAAAUUAAAUAAUUGAAAGAAAAGAAAAAAAAGUAAAACAAAUAUUUAAAAAUACUAUGAUAAUAAAUUACAAUUAUUAUAAAUUAAUUUUUAUCAUAACUGAUGCGUGUGAUGAUGUGUGGGCCAUGCCGGGCCCAACGAUGCGUUAAUAUGGGACACAAAAGCCAUGCAAGCACACACGCAACAACAACAAAGAAAAGUACAUGGUUGGCGGCGCGUGUAACAAACACAAAAACGUAAAAUUGCGAACAAUAUGGUCUCUAGAAACGCUCUGCUAGAGGGUGGACCCCGGGUGGAAGGUAACGUUUUUGCCAAGUCUGUGUCUAGUGCCCACAGCCCGCCGCACCCGCCGCAACCGUGCGCGUAUGUGUGCGCGCGGGGGGUUUGAGCCUUGUUUGAUUCUUGAUGCCUGCCGAUGAGGGCGGAUCAUCAAUAUGAUCAUCAUCAUCAUCAUCAUUUGCCUGGUCAAACUACCUUUUAAAAGGGAGAACGGAAGGGGACAGAUAGAGAGAGAGAGAUCGAUAAAUGAGAUCAAAUACACAUACAUACACACAGCAGCAAAAACACACAAACAAGGAAUAGCACAAACAGGAAAGACGUCAUUGAAGAAACAACAACAAAGAAAGAAAGUAAGCACCAAACCAGACGACACCCGGCGUGUCUCUUUUGAGGGGAUAAAACGAGGGCACUCUAGGUGUCUGUUGUUUUCCCUCCCCCCCCCCCCCCCACCCUCUCAGUCUAAUACGAUGUGACAGGGUGGAAGCUGGCAACGCGAGAAUAAAACCACAUUUACCGACACAUUUACAGCAAUGAACAGCAGCAAGAAAGCGUACGCAACAAGCAAAAAAAAAAAACAAGAAAAUUAAAAACAACUUAAGAAGCAACACAAUUUUCUCUAACUCUAUGCUAAAUAACGUAAAGUUUAACAAACCACCACAUCCCAAGCAAAAAAUCCAAACAAACCAAAAGCAACCGGACAAAGUAAGUACGGUAAACCAAAUACCCAAAUACCGCGCAUUAACAUUCUAUAACUGCAAAAUAAGAAUAAAACCAAUUGCCUGAAUAUGUGACAUGUAAGCAGGAGACGCAAACAAGGAGAAGAAGAGAAAAUAAAACAUAAAAAUACACAGACACCCACACACACACACACAAACUAAACCAAACGAAUAAAACGCUAUAAAUCCCACAAUUUUCUUCUAAACAAUAAUGUGCGAGAGCAACACAAGGAAACACAGCUUACAGACACAAGACGACAACAACAACUACUACAGCAACUGCUAGAACAACGUACACAUUCUCUCAAAUGAAACACAAAACAACAACAACAACAACAACCACCACAGAAACAGACAAAAAAAAUAACAAAAUGAACAAAUACAAUUAACAAUUGUGAAUUAUGAUGAUUAUUACAAUUAUUGCUAGCUAGUAAAAGCAGAAAGAAACCAGAUACCGCUCUCGGAGAAGACGUUAGCGCAGGGAGCGAACCAAAACAUGGAUGAAUGGAAAUACAUUUACGGGAGCGCGUAAGCGCGUGCGCACGCGUUGCACACUUUAAACAACAACAACAACAAAAAAAAAACAUAUUCUACUUUUAUUAAGCAAAGAAAUAAAAACAAAAACAAAACAAAUGAAAGUAAGCAAGUCCCCACCAACCAAGAAACAAAAACAAAACAAAUUAAAAAAAACAAACAAACAAAACAAACAAGGAAAACUCAGAAGCACACUCUAGGCAGAAAGGGAAACAUAAAUAAAUAAAAAACAAAAAAAACACUCGUUUAUGGUCAUGCCAAUGGUAGCAGUGCGUGAUACCGUGAUGGGUGAGGUGUAGCAAUGUCAGAAUAAGAGACGUAAUGUAACGUGGUGUUACCGUGGUCUAGCUGCGGCACCGGAGAUAACACAAACAGAAAAGAAAAAAAAACACACACACACAGAACGGCCACAGACACACUGACACUACACGCACACACACACACGAACAAACAUACAUACACGAGCCCCCGGGGCACCAGCAAAACCGUGGGGACCAGGCAAUGGGAGAAGA
Anopheles gambiae (African malaria mosquito) is the source of this 9318-nucleotide messenger RNA. RefSeq names its product RNA-binding protein Musashi homolog Rbp6 (gene Rbp6). NCBI's taxonomy places the organism in Eukaryota, Metazoa, Arthropoda, Insecta, Diptera, Culicidae. The transcript has 16 exons. The record is from RefSeq and is a predicted model, not a curated record. Bases 988 to 2139 code for a protein of 383 amino acids. Gene Ontology annotation, molecular function: RNA binding. Gene Ontology annotation, cellular component: cytoplasm.